GAUAGGCUCCCGUAGAAUCGAAUUCCCUGCCUCUGAUUGGAUCCAACGUGCAGAUCACGUGAUACGCGUCAAACCCCGCACUCCCAAAGCGGCUAGCGCCAGAAGCCGGCAGAAACAAUCAAAAACGGAGCUUCGGAAGCAAACGCCGGGAAAAAGAAUUAAGAACCAGGGCAUUUCGUCCACGAGAGCCAUUGCCAUCCCCAGUCUCAAGUCUCAACGCCACGCCAGCUCUCUCCUACUUCAACCCAUCUUAUCAAUCAUUCAACAUUCAACUGUCCUGCUUUAUGAAUCAGUCAUCAUGAAGUUCUUCGAGAAUGUCUUCACCUACGACUACUCCUUCCCUGCCGUGUCGCUUGCUUAUUUCCUUCGCUAUCCCAACCCGUACUCCCGCCAUGUCCUGACCAGCGAUGUCAUCGAUCGCUAUGUCGACCAGAAGACUCAACGUCUUCAUACCACCCGAUUGCAUCUGAAAAAGUCCAAGGUUCCUUCGGGUAUUCUCAAGUUGCUCCCGAAGGGCAUGGGAGGCUCGGAUAACUCCGGCCAGAGCUACAUCUUGGAGACGACCGUCGUCGACGCCAAGGAGGGCUGGAUGGAAACCGAGUCCCGGAAUAUGGAAUGGACUGGCAUCCUCAGCGUGGUGGAAAAGCAAGUUUAUCAGCGUCAGCCUGUUGACGGCGAGCUUCAGGCUCUGCAGGGUCUCUCGCUCGAUGAUAAGAGGAACGAGCAGACCACCGUCAAGACGACGGUUACGUUUCGGUCGAAGUUCGGACAGGGCAAGCUGCUAGGCAGGAAGAAGGCGGAGGCGGGUGAAGGGGCCGAUGCGGAAGAGGAAGUCCCGAAGAAAGGAUUCUUCUCUUCCCUGUCUACUGCCGGCAUUCAACGGACGAUUGAGCUCAUUGGCGUCAAGAGAACCCGCGAUGCUGUGCUCAAGAGCAAGCAGGGCAUGAACAUCGUCUUGGAACGCUUGCGCAACGGCGGCAUCGUCGGUGUUCUCGAAGGGAUGCGGGAGGACCAGGCAGGAGCUAUCGGACCCGACGGUCCCUGGAAGCGCGUUUGGGCGCAGGGAAAUGGCAUCAAAGAGGAGGAUGACCACUAAUCAAAUCGACAUUGCGCACACACAAACAAUCUUUCAUCAUUUUGACAGCAUUCGAGCGCGGAGUUUUGGCGUUUUGGACCUUUCUUUUUCACGGACACACGGACACAUGGACACUCUCCUACCACUUCGACAUCGCAUUUCUCAAUAAUCUUUUCAGCUCCAGUUAUACGAGUACCAUUUGCAGAUGAAGUACGCCCACGAGGACGUUUUACGAAGAAAAUAUUGUUGUAUAUUAUGGGGAACGGUGGCAGACGGGGUGGAUUUCAAAUAUUGGCCCCUUGUAUUAUAGUAUGAUCAGUUGAUUUCUUCAACAAAUGAUAUUAUUACUUUUUCUACACAUGAUUCAGAACGGACGAGCUCUAUUUAAAUCUUGUCUACUACAUGCACGCACUAUAUAUGCCUAAGCCAUCUGUUAUUGAUGCCAUGUCGAAUCAAUCCAGCUAUCCCUCGCAGC
Messenger RNA from Aspergillus wentii DTO 134E9, 1550 nucleotides. RefSeq names its product MSF1 domain protein. The coding region runs from base 299 to 1096 and encodes 265 amino acids. Gene Ontology annotation, biological process: phospholipid transport. Gene Ontology annotation, cellular component: mitochondrial intermembrane space. NCBI's taxonomy places the organism in Eukaryota, Fungi, Ascomycota, Eurotiomycetes, Eurotiales, Aspergillaceae. The transcript has a single exon. Gene Ontology annotation, molecular function: phosphatidic acid transfer activity. The record is from RefSeq and is a predicted model, not a curated record.